Messenger RNA from Teleopsis dalmanni, 851 nucleotides. Its product is annotated as adult cuticle protein 1-like. The transcript is spliced from 2 exons. The record is from RefSeq and is a predicted model, not a curated record. The coding region runs from base 106 to 645 and encodes 179 amino acids. Lineage: Eukaryota; Metazoa; Arthropoda; Insecta; Diptera; Diopsidae.
AAUAUUUCAAUUUAGAAAUCAGUAUCAAAGUCAAAAGUGUUCUUUAAACAUCACUGAGUGUCGUUUUCUUACUCUUAAUCCUUCUAAUAAAAUAAACACAUCAAAAUGAAAUUUGUCAUUGCUACAGUAGUAUUGGCUCUUGCUCUUGGUGCACAAGCUGGUUUACACGGUGCGUGGGGUGGCUCUGGCGCAGGCUGGGGUGGCUCUGGUGCUGGCUGGGGUGGCUCUGGAGCUGGCUGGGGUGGUCACGGAGGAUCCGGUGCUGGCGCGUGGGGUGGUAGUGGUGGAUCUGGCGCUGGUGCGUGGGGUGGCAGCGGACAUGGUGGUGUUGGUGCAGUCAUUCCCGGUAUUGGUUUGGCACAAGGUCCUGGCAUUGUAGCCGCUGCCCCAGCUGUAGUUGCUGCUCCAGCUGUUGUAGCUGCUAAAAGUGUUGCUAUAGCUGCUCCAGUUGCCGUUGCUGCUCCAGUUGCUGUAGCUGCUCCAGUUGCUGUUGCUGCUCCAGUUGCUGCUGUUGGUGUUGGUGUUGGUAUUGCUAAAGGAGGUUACGUCGCCAAGACCCGUGGUGCUGUACAUGUUGCUCCAUUGGCUAGCCACAUUAGCUCAGUUGCUUCCAUCAAUGUUGCUCCCGCACCAGGUACUCACUAACUUCACUAAAAUGAAGGAUUAUUUGACGACACUCCCUAUUGACAAGUGAAGACAUAUGUUAUGGAUUAUCUUAAGGACUCAUUUAAUUGCUGCUAUAUCAUACAACAUUCUCAACGACAUCCUGCCUGGUACUACUACUUCAAAAGCAAUAAAAAGAAUAAAAGCAAGAAUGAUUUUUAAAAAUUGUUUUUGCAAUUAACGAAAAA